AUGUCUACACUCUACGCGGAUGACAACUAUCUUUCAGCUAAGACGAGUACAGCAGCCGAGUCGUGGUCAAGCGAAACUUCCUUCGACGAACAAAAAGGAGGCCUUCAAGACAAAGAGAAUCCACUCAAUACUGCGGGAUUUCUGUCGGUGGCGACUAUGUGGUGGAUGCAUCCCUUACUCAAGCGUGGCUACGAAUCGCCUUUGGACGAGGACAGCGUCUGGGAUCUCCCCACCAAUGAUCAAGCUCGUCCACUUCAAUUGAAGUUCGACAGAUCCUAUGCUCUCGAAGCUCAGAAAGUCGUCAGAAAAACCAAAAGAAAUGGUGAACCCAAGCGUCCGAAUGUGAAUCGAGCCAUCUGGGAGAGUGUCAAACAGACGUGGGGGAUCGCGUUCGUGCUUCACGCUGUCAGCGCUGGUCUCAUUCUGUUCCAACCGUUCUUGAUCAAAGCCAUCCUGCAGAAUAUUAAUGGUGAAGACAAUACCUUCGGCAUCUCAUCAGGGUACGCGUUGGCAAUACUUCUGGGCUGCACAGCUUUUGUUGGAGCUACAACACUUAACGCAGGACAGUUCCUCACGACUCGGGUUGCUUGUAAUGCGCGUAUGAUCUGCGUCAAUAGCGCCUUUCGGAAGAUCUUGCGUUUGUCAGCAAUUGCACGACGGACGAUGGAUACUGGAGAGAUUGUCACUUUUGUGGGGGUUGACAGUGAUCGCGUUCUAUCAGCGUACAAAUUGGGAUUAUGGUGCACUAUUUCUCCACUUAUGUUGAUUGUCGUGGGGGUUCUGAUUGCCACACAAAUGCACUUGACCGUCGCUUUGGUUACUUCAAUGGCGAUCGCAAUUAUCAUGUACGCUUCACUUGUCAUGUCCAGAAAGAUUGGAGCCUAUCGUCGACAAAUUUCACGAAUUAGUGCAAAUCGCCUAAAAGUUACGAGCGAAAUACUACAAGGCAUUCGAGUUGUCAAGUUCUACAGCUGGGAAGGCUUUGCCACGGACCUGAUUAGCGAAAUUCGAGACAAGGAGAUCGCACUUUUGCGCAAGUAUAACUAUGUACGUCUGGCCAACACUGUGCUGAUGUUCUUGGCACCGACGCUGUUGAAUUUGGUGUGCUUUACAACGACAAUCCUACUGGGUAACACCCUCGAUAUUCCCACGACAUUCGCCAUUGUGGCUCUUACUAACGCAUGCAGAACACCGUUCAGUAUCUACGCAGAUGCUUCUGUUGCUGUUGCUGAAGCCAUCACGUCCACCAGUCGACUCUCCGACUUCCUCGCCGCUGGAGAAACUACCGAUCAAAACAAACAAGAUGAAGAUCUCAAUCUCAACUUUUCCCCUCAAAUCUCAAUCGAAAAUGCCGAUUUCAAGUGGGAGGAAGAGGCAUCUCCGACAUUAACCAACAUCAAUAUCUCACUCCAGCCAGGAACCCUCACAGUUGUAGUCGGUCCAGUUGGCAGCGGAAAGUCCAGUCUCGUGAACGCUAUACUUGGUGAGAUGCUCCAAACUCGUGGUAAGCGUCUGGUUCGUGGAAACAUUGCCUAUGCAAGUCAGCAGGCGUGGAUCCAGAACCAGACUGUACGAGAUAAUAUCCUCUUUGGAGAAAGUUACGAAGCGGAACAUUAUCAACGUGUGAUCACUGCCUGCCAACUUGCUCCGGACUUUAAGAUGCUUGAAUAUGGUGAUCAAACGGAAAUUGGUGAGCGUGGCAUUAAUUUGAGUGGCGGCCAGAAGGCUCGCAUUGCUGUGGCUCGCGCUAUGUACCGUGCUCGCAAGUUUGAUUUUGUUGUGCUGGAUGAUCCUCUCAGUGCUUUGGACGUACAUGUAGCGAACGCUGUGUUCUCGGAUGGUCUUAUGGGGAUUGCGAGUGGAACUACCCGACUGCUGGUGUUGAAUUCGCACUGCCAUUUGCUUCGACACGCAGAUCGAGUGUUGGUCAUGUCUGACGGAGUGAUUGUGGGGGAUGGCUCGUCAAUGCAGCUACAAGACCAGUUUUCGUUCUUGCGAUGUUCACCACGAUCACGUCGCUCCAGUGUCGAAGAAUCAGCAAUAUAUAAGAAUCCCAGUAUCCAAGAUGAGAGGAAAUCCACUCGGGCGAGUCUUGUGGUAACACACAACGAGGCAGUCAAAACACCAUCUUCUGGAAAACUGACAAUGACAGAGGAUCGACUUGUGGGGUCUGUCAAAACGCAAUCGUACGUCGACUAUCUCGCUAGCUCGGAAUGGGACGGACGCAUGCUUUGCGGGUUAAUGAUCAUGUUGUUUACUAUCGCACAAGUUGUACUGUUCGGGUGUGAUUGGUUCUUGAGUCAGUGGUCACAAGGCUCCGUGGGUCUCAGCCAGAUGAACUCACUAGCAGUUUACAUUGGAAUCGUCGCGGCAGCAGCACUCCUGUCACUCGGUCGUUGUCUAUUCUUCAUGACAAUCUGCAUGGUUUGCUCCCUCAAAAUCCAUUUCAAACAUCUACAAAAGGUGCUGGCAGCUCCGAUCACGACGUUCUUCGACGUCACACCUAUCGAGCGGAUCUUAAACCGCUUCUCACGAGAUCUCGAUGAAGUUGACAACCCAUUGCCAUAUUUUGGUUUGUGGCUGGUGUUGUGUAUUUUCCAAGUGGCAUCGUCAUUUACUGUCUGCGCAGUGGUCAACCCAUUUGUGCUGGUCGUGUACGUACCUGUCGGGUACGGAUGCUGGCUCGUUGCUAAAGUUUAUCGAGCAUCGGCUCGAGAGUUGAAGCGUCUGGACGGAGUCACACGCUCACCGUUCCUCAAUUUAAUGUCCGAGACCAUCUCAGGUAUUGAGACUGUGCGUUCGUACAAGAUGGUGGACGCCUUCGCCUCUCGAUGUGAAAAACUACUCAACAACAACAUGAGGGUUUUCUUUCUGGCCCAAGUAUCUGGUCGGUGGUUCGAUAUGAGAUCCGACUGGUUCGUGUCUGUGAUUAUUGGCGCCGUGGCAGUUCUGGCCGUUGCAGCUAAGUCCACAGUGGGGGCCUCAGUUGCAGGCCUCGGGUUAACCUACGCAGCUCAAUUGUCAUCCAGUUUCCAGCGCAUGACUACCCUUGCAACUAAAGUCGAGAGUAGCAUGACGUGCUUCGAGCGUAUCGCUCACUAUGGAUCACUGGAUGAAGAAGGAUACAAGAGUACGCCUUCCAACAAGGAUUCGCUAUCUCCUGCGUGGCCAAAGACUGGCAAUGUCGUUUUCGAGAACGUCUCCAUGAGAUAUCGAGAAGAUCUACCACUGGUGUUGAAAGGUGUGUCCUUCUCGGUCGCUAGCGGGGAGAAAGUGGGUAUCUGUGGACGUACUGGAUCCGGUAAAAGCUCGCUUAUGAGUGUACUUUUCCGAGUGGUGGAGAUCCCAACAGCCGGUCAUGUACUCAUCGACGGCGUGGAUAUCGCUACCAUUACAGUGCACCAAUUGAGAACAAAGCUGACGAUUAUUCCACAGGAUCCGAUGAUUUUUAGUGGUUCACUACGUAUGAACCUGGACCCGUUUGCAGAGAAGAGUGACGCAGAGUUGUGGGAGGUACUACGGAAGGUUCACUUGGCUGAUACGGUGUCAUCGUGGGGCAAAGGACUGGAUUACGAAGUCGCGGAGAAGGGCGAGAACUUGUCGGUGGGACAGCGUCAGUUGUUGUGUAUCGCUCGUGCGUUGAUCCGAGACAGCAAAGUGAUCGUGAUGGAUGAAGCGACAGCCAAUGUGGAUCAGGAAUCGGACAAGCUGAUCCAACAGACGAUGAAGGAGAGCUUUGGCGGUGGUGAUAGCACGGUGUUGUGUAUUGCGCACCGUAUCGAGACGAUCAUGGAUAGCGACAAGAUUUUGGUGUUGGAUGCCGGCAAGGUGGUAGAGUACGACACGCCAAGUGCAUUGUUGCAAAUCAAAGGUGGCAUAUUCAAGUCACUUGUAGGUUCAGGCAAAGUUAACUCCUCUUAG
Messenger RNA from Phytophthora nicotianae INRA-310, 3921 nucleotides. RefSeq lists its product as hypothetical. Gene Ontology annotation, molecular function: ATP hydrolysis activity; ATP binding; ABC-type transporter activity. The record is from RefSeq and is a predicted model, not a curated record. Gene Ontology annotation, cellular component: membrane. The transcript has a single exon. Gene Ontology annotation, biological process: transmembrane transport. Lineage: Eukaryota; Oomycota; Peronosporomycetes; Peronosporales; Peronosporaceae. The coding region runs from base 1 to 3921 and encodes 1306 amino acids.